Molecule: messenger RNA, 1017 nt
Organism: Perognathus longimembris pacificus (Pacific pocket mouse)
Lineage: Eukaryota; Metazoa; Chordata; Mammalia; Rodentia; Heteromyidae
Gene: Ldlrad2
Product: low density lipoprotein receptor class A domain containing 2
Exons: 5
Coding region: 1-1017 (338 amino acids)
Molecular function (GO): protein binding
Source: RefSeq, a predicted model, not a curated record
AUGGCGCCUUAUCUGCUUCUACUGGGUGCUACCACCCUGACUGUGUCUGCCCUGGACACUGCCGACCUGGAGGAGCGAUGUGGCCACACGUGGCGCGGAGACGGGCUGCUGCUGCGCUCCCACGCCGCGUCCCGCCGCUUCUACUUCGUGGCCCCAGACACGGACUGCUGGCUGUGGAUGCAGGCAGCCACCCCAGAGGAUAGGAUUCGCUUCCAGUUCCACUUCUUCCUGGUCUACAGCCUGAUGAAGCCCGGGGCCUGGGAGCCCCCAGCGCCCGCGGAUCCCUGCGCCCCCGGCUCUUACCUGCAGUUUUACGAGGGUCACCCAGGGGCACCUCGCCUCCUGGGGACCCCGCUGUGCGGCCUGACCAUCCCCGCCCCGGUGACCUCCUCUGGCCCCUUCCUUGGCUUGCGCCUGGUCACCAGAGGCCGCCAGCCCCGCGUGGACUUCGUGGGUGCCAUCACCUCUUUCCGUCUGGGGUCUUGCGGCCCCUACUUCCGCUGUCGGAACGGGAGGUGCAUCCCUCCGAGCCUGCUGUGUGAUGUGUGGGACGUGGACAACUGUGGCGAUGGCAGUGACCAGGACCCCUGGCCGCCAGCCAGCUGUAGAGGUCCUUCUGUGACAUCCAACCAGACCGGAAGCAUGGCAGACGCCACCUCCGGGCCCCAGCAGCCUCUCUCCCAGACCACGAGGACAGCCAUCCCCAUCCACACUGCAGCCGGGAGCAGCCCCCUGGCCGGCCGGGACACCACUCAGCAGGACAUGGCUUUGCAAGGCCCCUGGCUCUCGGGUGUGGUUCUGGCCUCCUUGCUGCUCCUGGCCUCUGUGGGUCUCCUCACUGGCCUCCUUUGCUGCUGCUGCUCCCCGGGCGGAGCAGCCUGGGCCCCUGGGGCCCUUGGCCUCUGCCUCAGAGGUGGCACAGCCUGCCACAUCUGCUCCCGCUGUCCUGGCCGGGUCACCCCUGGGAGGAUGCAGCCACACCAGCCGACCUCCCAGCACCGGGGAGACCGUCCCUAG